This is a messenger RNA of Lachancea dasiensis, 1299 nucleotides long. NCBI's taxonomy places the organism in Eukaryota, Fungi, Ascomycota, Saccharomycetes, Saccharomycetales, Saccharomycetaceae. The record is from the annotation of a GenBank genome assembly.
AUGGUCUACGAGGCUCUUCCUUUUGAUCCUAUCAAGGUGAAAUCCACCGGGAAGGAAAGGGUUGCUUAUUUCUACGAUGCUGAUGUUGGUUCUUUCAGUUACGGCUCAUCUCACCCCAUGAAACCACACCGAAUUAGAAUGACACACUCACUGAUUAUGAACUACGGACUCUACAAAAAGAUGGAAAUAUACAGGGCCAAACCAGCCACUAAGCAAGAGAUGUGCCAAUUUCAUUCUGACGAGUAUAUCGACUUUUUGUCGCGAGUAACACCGGAUAAUUUAGAAUUGUUCCAAAAAGACAGUGUGAAGUUUAACGUUGGUGAUGACUGCCCUGUUUUCGAUGGGCUCUACGAAUAUUGCAGCAUAUCGGGAGGAGGUUCUAUGGAAGGUGCUGCUAGGUUGAAUCGAGGCAAAUGCGAUGUCGCGAUCAACUACGCCGGAGGCUUACACCACGCGAAGAAAUCAGAAGCGUCUGGCUUUUGCUAUCUCAAUGAUAUUGUUCUGGGUAUAAUAGAGCUUCUAAGAUACCAUCCGAGAGUUUUGUACAUCGACAUUGACGUUCACCACGGCGAUGGUGUAGAGGAAGCAUUUUACACUACAGAUAGGGUCAUGACAUGUUCGUUCCACAAGUAUGGUGAAUUUUUCCCGGGUACAGGUGAACUGCGAGACACAGGUGUCUCAAAAGGUAAGUACUAUUCGGUUAACGUACCUCUGCGGGAUGGUAUCGACGACGCCACCUACAAGUCCGUUUUUGAGCCGGUUAUCGGCAAAAUCAUGGAGUGGUACCAGCCAUCAGCCGUCGUGCUACAGUGUGGUGGUGACUCGCUCUCCGGAGACCGUCUGGGUUGUUUCAACUUGUCGAUGCGCGGUCAUGCCAAUUGUGUGAACUAUGUGAAAUCCUUCGGCAUACCCAUGCUUGUGGUUGGUGGUGGAGGCUACACCAUGCGGAACGUGGCUAGAACUUGGGCCUUUGAAACAGGUCUACUUAACAACGUGAUUUUGGAUGAGGAACUACCUUACAAUGACUAUUAUGAAUAUUAUGGGCCAGACUACCAACUUGACGUGAGACCGUCUAACAUGUUCAACGUUAACACGCCUGAAUAUCUUGACAAGAUUCUUCAGGGCAUUUUUGCGAAUCUUGAACACACCAAGUAUGCACCUAGUGUACAAAUUAAUAAUGUCCCACGCGAUCAGGAGGAUUUAGGAGAUGUGGAAGAAGAUACAGCAGCUGCAAAGGACACUAGGGGUGGCUCUCAAUAUGCCAGAGACAUAACUAUCGAGAGGGAUGAUGAAUUUUGA